AUGAACAUAUUAUCUCAGGCGCUUGUCAUUAACGAUAUUUUAAUGCGAAGUUGGAGAUGUGUUGUCGGUGGUAGUUGGCCCAGAAUGUUACUUGUUCCUUCGGAUGGGGAUGAGGAUGCAGAUGUUAUUGUUGUUGUUGUUGUUGUUGUCGGUGCUGCUGUUAUUAUUGUUGUAGAAUUCUUCAAAUUUGCUAUUUGCUCAGAAAGAGCAUUUAGUUGCUGUUUGAAUUCAUUAUCACGUUUAUUAAGAGUACCAACACUAGCUGCAGCAAGUGCAAAUGUAAUGAUUCCAAAUACAGCAAUGAUUCCCAGCAUAAUGAAUUGGAGCAUGUUCGGUGAAGCUGCCAUGGUUGUCAACAGGUAUUUUUAUUCUUCAACUGUAUUUCUUCGUGAUACGUAUAGUCUUCUCGAAGUGAAUGUCAGCAACAGGUAUAUCAAUUUAUAUAGUCGAGAUACCGAUGACGGCAUUAAGUAG
This is a messenger RNA of Adineta ricciae, 474 nucleotides long. NCBI's taxonomy places the organism in Eukaryota, Metazoa, Rotifera, Eurotatoria, Adinetida, Adinetidae. The record is from the annotation of a GenBank genome assembly.